UGGUAACAGGUAUACUGAAACCACUUUCCAAUGGCCUUCACGUCUACUCCUCCACGCACAUACGAUGUGUUUCUGAGUUUAAGGGGUAUCGACACCCGUGAGGGUUUUACAGAGCGUUUAUACCAGAAACUGCGGUGGCACAAAUUUGAUGUUUUCAAAGACGACGAAGAACCUCAAAAAGGAAUACCUAUCUCUGAGAAGCUCCUGACUGCAAUAGAAGAAUCAAAGACUGCCAUCAUUGUCAUGUCGCCAAACUUCGCUUCAUCCACCUGGUGCUUGGAUGAACUGUUGAAGAUUCUUGAAUGCAUGGAAGCUAGGAAUACAGUUUUGCCGGUUUUUUAUGAUGUGGAUCCCUCCCAUGUCCGACAUCAAUUGGGGACUUUUGCAGAAGCCAUGGUAAAGCAUGAACAAAGAAUUAAGGUAGACAAGGUGCAACUUUGGAGAGAUGCUUUAACAAAACUGGCUAAUUUCGUUGGGUGGACUUCAAAAGAUUAUGGCUCUGAGGCAGAGGUUAUCGAUGAAAUAGUGGAACAAGUGCAGAAUAAAGUACACCCUGCUAUCACCUUGUUAGGUUCCACAGAGAAGUUGGUUGGGAUGGAUUCUGAACUAAAGAAAUUUAUUCGGCUCUUAGAACCGGAGGCUGAUGAUGUUUGCUUUUUAGGGAUAUGGGGUAUGGUCGGGAUCGGUAAGACGACUCUUGCUAGAUUAGUGUAUGAGAGAGUUUCCCAUAAUUUCCAAGUUAGCUGCUUUCUUGCAAAUGUCAAAGAAGUUUCUGAGAAACAGAGUCUUGUUCAUUUGCAAAACCAGCUUCUUUCCUAAAUCUUGAAGGAAAACUUUGUAGAAG
This is a messenger RNA of Rosa chinensis, 844 nucleotides long. Its product is annotated as toll/interleukin-1 receptor-like protein. Gene Ontology annotation, molecular function: ADP binding. Lineage: Eukaryota; Viridiplantae; Streptophyta; Magnoliopsida; Rosales; Rosaceae. Bases 31 to 819 code for a protein of 262 amino acids. Gene Ontology annotation, biological process: defense response; signal transduction. The transcript is spliced from 2 exons. The record is from RefSeq and is a predicted model, not a curated record.